AUGAGCAGUCAAGCUUGCGAACCUUGUUCGAGACGGAAGGUUCGAUGCGACAAACAACAGCCAUGCUCGAAUUGUAAGCGAAGGAAGCAGGACCAGUGCAUCUACCCCGAGGCAACUCCCAUCGACCGCAUCAAAAAACUAGAAUCUAUUGUGAGAAGCCUCGGCGGAGACCCGGAUAGUCAAGAUGAUCGGCCAUCGAAACGGCCGAGGACAGGUCCUCCACCUACCGAAACACAAAAUGCCCAGGAUACUCGCGACACCACCGAAGUCGAACGUGGACAGCCCAUUAUGCUAGAGCAGAACGGAGAAAGCUACUACGUCGAGUUGCGUGCCUGGCACUCUCAUAUUGGCCAAGAAGACAACCAACAGAAUGGACACAACCACGAUGUGUUGAUGAGUAGACCUCUCAUAUCGAGGACCAAACCGGAUGCUUUGAAAGGUCUGUUGCGGUCUGACUAUGCCACAGAUCUCGUAGCACAGCACCCUACUACCCAGGACGCCAUCUUUCUUUGGGACAAAUUCGAGCGCAAUGCAAAUCCGUUAAUUAAAAUCGACUUUGACUGGGUUCUGAAACAAGUGCGAUCCACCUCGACAACACCCGAAGGCCGAAUGCAACUGAAAGACGAAGACCAUGCUUUUGUGUUCUGUGUCUACCUGAUGAGUGUAGUCAGUCUACCUGAAGAAGAAUGUACAAGAGUCUUGCGCCAGCCUAAGCAAGUGCUGCUAUCUCAUUAUCAGGCGAUCUGCGAGCAGGCGUUAUCGCGCAGCAACAUAUUCUGCAUCACGAACACUACCCUAAUCAGAGCAAUACUUCUAUAUAUAGCCGCUUCCAUGGAAAGAUUGAGUAUACAGAGCUUGUUCUCACUGAUGGGUCUCACAAUACGCAACGCCGAGAAACUAGGCAUCCACCGCGAUGGUGCUCUACUUGGGUUGGAUCCAGUCGAGACUGAAAGCCGCCGUCGAUUGUGGUGGCAUCUACAGCACUUCGAUCUUGCUUUGGGUGUUCGUUGUGGCACGACACCACUGACACUGAUGGCUGCAUGGGAUGCUCGAAUCCCACUCAAUAUCGAAGAUGACGACCUUCAACCUGAUAUGACCCAACCUCCAGCAGAGCGUAAAAGUCUGACGAGCUUAUCAUACUGCUUAUGGACAUACUGGAUUGUGUCACAACAGAGAGAAUUCUUCGCAGAGAACAAGGGCAAACUUGGAAUCUCCUGGGCAGCUAACAAGACUCUGUCUCACACCAGGAAGAACACGCUCCUACAGAUCAUGGAGGACGGCCUAAACAAGAAGUUCCUGCAAUACUGCGAUCCGAUAAAGCCGCUCGACAUCAUGAUACAACUCACAUCAAGAGCACUAAUAUGUACCAUGCGCAUGUUCACCUUACAUCCCAUGUCGUUUAGUGGCAGCGCAGACAUGUCCGAAGAAGAGCGACACUCCCAGCUGGUGGAAAUGGCCUUCAAGACUUUAGAAUAUAACAUUGCCUUGAACUCCAGACCUGAGAUACAACGUUUCCAUUGGUUCAUCAAUGGAUACUUCCAGUGGCAUGCAUUCAUCAGCGUAAUUGUCGAAGUCAUGCAACUCAAAGGCUCGCCCAAAGCUCAACGUAUCUGGGAUUUGCUCUCUGACCUAUACACACAUAACAAAAACCUCCUUGACCUUCCAGAGGAUCGCAGGAAGUUACAUGCAGCUGAGUUGAUAACCAACGCUUGGAAGGCUCGCCAGGCAGCUGAUCCCUCCGCUUAUACCCCGAUGUGUAUUUCUGUACUAGAACCUCUUCUCGCACAAAGGCAUGCGGUCGCGACAGACCCGCAGAUUCAGGUCGUCGGGCAGCCCCUGGAACCAGUCAUGACUGAUGAGGACCUCAAUGUGAUUCUCGGACUUGAGUUCCAAGAUAUAGAUUGGGGCUUCUGGGCUGGCAUGGAGUAG
Aureobasidium namibiae CBS 147.97 is the source of this 1929-nucleotide messenger RNA. RefSeq lists its product as uncharacterized. Bases 1 to 1929 code for a protein of 642 amino acids. The record is from RefSeq and is a predicted model, not a curated record. The transcript has 3 exons. Gene Ontology annotation, biological process: DNA-templated transcription; regulation of DNA-templated transcription. Lineage: Eukaryota; Fungi; Ascomycota; Dothideomycetes; Dothideales; Saccotheciaceae. Gene Ontology annotation, molecular function: DNA binding; DNA-binding transcription factor activity, RNA polymerase II-specific; zinc ion binding.